Molecule: messenger RNA, 679 nt
Organism: Sinocyclocheilus anshuiensis
Lineage: Eukaryota; Metazoa; Chordata; Actinopteri; Cypriniformes; Cyprinidae
Product: gamma-glutamylaminecyclotransferase B-like
Exons: 1
Coding region: 80-538 (152 amino acids)
Cellular component (GO): cytosol
Molecular function (GO): gamma-glutamylaminecyclotransferase activity
Source: RefSeq, a predicted model, not a curated record
AUGUUUAAUUGAUUUCGAAUAUUAAUGAGUGUCUCUUUCUCCACAGCUCAUCAUCAGUGUGGUCUGUCCCGUGGUUCGCAUGGCUCGUGUCUUUGUCUACGGCACGCUGAAGAAAGCCCAGCCCAACUACUUCAGGAUGGAGAACACUUCCAACGGUCAGGCCGAGUUCCUCGCUCGCGCUCGAACCAUAGAGCCAUACCCGCUCGUUAUCACCACCAAAUUCAACAUCCCCUUCCUGCUCAACGAGCCCGGGACGGGUCAGCGCGUCUACGGAGAGAUCUACCGCAUCGACCAGAAGAUGCUGGACUUUCUGGACCGGUUUGAAGGCUGUCCAGAGAGAUACCAGCGCACCGAGAUCCAGCUGGAGGUGCAGGACGGUGAAGGAGAAAACACACUAAAGCCUGGAAGCAUCGAGGAGGUGUUUGUGUACAGCAGACGUGAACCUGAGUGGCUCCAGAACCAAACAUAUGAGAGUUAUGAUGCAUUCGGUGAUCACGGACUGAAAUAUGUGCUUCCUGAGGACAGAAGCCCUGAGUAAUGACUGUACCGGUAACGAUUAGCAGGGUCCAAAACUAACAAUUUACCACAUCUGCCAGUGUCACGUCCAUUUAUCAUUUAGAUGUUUUACACACACACACACACAUAUAUACAUAUACAUAUAUAUACAUAUAUAUAUAUA